CAGUGCAUGUUCACGCAAAAUGCUGACGCCGUAAAUUUCUGCCGGGAAGGUCGGGAUCGGAUGUUUUCACAUUUGUUACGAUUAUGCCGCGAAUGGGCAGUUAAUAUACCACAUGAUUUUAGGAGUGAGCAUAUGCGGACGAGACUCAACGAGUUGCUUGGUCUGUGCUCCGUAGACCGGAACUUCAAGCAAAAAGUUGCUGAUCUUCAAAAUACACUGAAAUCUCAGAUCAACAAAUUAGAAAGAUACGAUAAGGCCGUGAAGAGCUUGCAGAAAACCUUGAAAGAGAGUGUGCAACGCCCACUUCAGUCUGAUAUAUUGGUUGGCCUGAUUACAGUAUGUCCCGAUCCUAAAACCGUUGCUCAACAGCUGACCCAUAUUGAAAUGGAGAGAUUCAGCAUGGUUGGAGUAGAUGAGAUUUUGGUUGCUCUAGCAAACAAUGAUUUGGCAGACCUUGGUAGAAGUCGAAACGGUCCUAUGGGCUCAAUAUCCUUUUAUGUUGAUUGGUUCAAUAGAUUAUCCUCUUUCACUGCUACUGAAAACGGUCCUAUGGGUUCAAUAUCCUUCUAUGUUGAUUGGUUCAAUAGAUUGUCCUCUUUCGCUGCUACUGAAGUGCUGAGACAGUUGCGGAAGAAACAUCGGGUAGAAGUAAUUGAAUAUCUCAUUGAUGUGGCAAAGGAGUGCUGUGAGAUCGGCAAUUUCAAUAGUUUAAUGGCUAUCGUUGCUGGAUUGUCACUACCAGCAAUUACUAGGCUUAAACGGACCAUUGUUAUUCCAUUCUUCGUCCUUUUACUGAAAGAUCUCUUCUUGGUAUAUCACGGCAGCGUCAGAAACCUACCAAAUGGACAUUUGAACUUUGUGGCAUACUCUCAAAUCGCAGAACAACUGCAAUCAGUAGUGCGAUGGAAAGGAGUAUCAUGUACAUUUCCAAAAAAUGCGGCGGUUUUACAAUACUUGCUGGUUUCUCCUUUGUAUGGUGAAAAAGAAUCGAUGCUUUCAUCUUUUGAAUGUGAACCGGCAGAAAGUGCGUCUGAACGGGAACAGUUGAAGAAGCUGAAAGUACGGUCGUGA
This is a messenger RNA of Strongylus vulgaris, 1071 nucleotides long. The record is from the annotation of a GenBank genome assembly. NCBI's taxonomy places the organism in Eukaryota, Metazoa, Nematoda, Chromadorea, Rhabditida, Strongylidae.